AAAACGGUAAAACCACUCCAAGAAUGGUACUAGAAAAUCUAAAGUCGAGUGCAAAAUGAAACAGUUCUUGUUUACAAUUUUCUUGACCAAUUUGGUUGUAGGAGUCACCGCAAAACAGUGCCAAGAUCUCCUCACAGGACAAUAUAGAUGCAGUGAGCCUGAAAUAGAUGUAGACCUUCAAACGGAGAAAGGGUGUCAGAAAAACCACACUGUUCAAGUUCCUUGUUUCCCAGCACCAGGUGUUAUUUGUGAUGAAAAAAGUUUUACUGGUGACGAAAUUGGUUUCUACAAACAUAUGCCAUGCAGAUAUGUAUCUGGCAAAUCAUUUGAAGUUGCUCUUCUUCUGUCAAUAUUUCUUGGUUUUUUUGGUAUAGAUAGGUUCUAUCUUGGCUACCCUGCUAUUGGUUUACUGAAGCUGUGCACAUUGGGGUUUUUCAUGAUAUUUCAACUCAUUGAUGUUAUUCUUAUUGCCACUCAGGUACUAAAACCAGCAGAUGGAUCUGACUAUAUUAUCAGCUACUAUGGCCUAAGGCUGACCCACAUCUCAUCAAACAAUCAAACACUCUACCACCCACAAAACUUUGGUACUUAGGAAGUAUAGAAUUUUAUUUAAUAUCCUAUAUGUAGCUAACUGUUUAACAAUUUUCUUUUUCAAAUUCUAUUUGCAAGAUUCUAUUUGCAAGAUUCAAUUUGCAAGAUUGCCUGUUUUGUACCUCAAUACUCAAUUUCUUGAAGUCAAAUACAACAUAUAAAAUUAUAAGUUGUAAGCAGUCAGAGAAACAAGAUCAAAUGCACACCCUUUUCACAAUGAAGUUGGUGACUGGGAACUAUGCGCACUAAAUGUUGGGUUGUAAAUUGACCCUCUGUAGGAGUACCACAGUGGGCACUAAAUGGAGCUACCAUAUUGCUUUUGAUGUUCCUUUCCAAGUAUUUCCAGGUAGUGGGAUAUUAACUGUGGAUGCUUCUUGUCUAAGUUGGAAUAACCCUUAAAGGGAAUUAUUAAUAAUUCAACAAGUAACAGAAUAAUUUUGACUUCCGCAGCUGAAAUGGUACAAGGUUUUAUCAAGUGCUUCCAUAAAUGUGUACUAAAUGUUU
Messenger RNA from Rhopilema esculentum, 1095 nucleotides. RefSeq names its product TM2 domain-containing protein 1. Lineage: Eukaryota; Metazoa; Cnidaria; Scyphozoa; Rhizostomeae; Rhizostomatidae. The record is from RefSeq and is a predicted model, not a curated record.